GGAAGUUUGACUACAAGCCUCCUGGGUCUACCGAUAGUAUAACAAUAACCAAUAACGACAUUGAGUGUCUUGCACCUGGAGCUCUUUUAAAUGAUGCUAUAAUUAACUUCUAUCUCAAAUAUUUAUAUUUUGAACAGCUUACAAAUUUCCAGAAACAAGCUACUUAUUUGUUCAAUGUAUUUUUCUACAGUCGGUUGGCAAGUGGUGGUAACUUAUCGACUGAUGUACGGGGUUCUACAGUUUCAACUAGCUUGCCAAAAAGUUCAGAAACCACAGAUGAAACAAUUCUUGCUCAGCAUGCCAAUGUUGCAAAAUGGACACGCCGAGUUGAUCUUUUCAGUAAAGAUUAUAUUAUCAUUCCGAUUAAUGAAUGUGCACAUUGGUUUCUUGGUCUUGUUUGCUAUCCAUGGAUGGCGGGAAUGGUCAGCUACACGGCUCUUUAUCGUGAAGAAGUUUAUCAUCUCUGCCAGUUAACGGAAAAGUUUACUGAUGUUGAUCGCAUACACUUUUCAGGAGACGAUUUAAAUUCAUUAGAUAUCGGUGAAGAAGUCAUCCAAAGGUCGUCUACCGACACUCCAGUAAAUAACAAAUUAAAAAAUUUUCAUAUUUAUGGAAUUGCCUAA
Molecule: messenger RNA, 623 nt
Organism: Schistosoma turkestanicum
Lineage: Eukaryota; Metazoa; Platyhelminthes; Trematoda; Strigeidida; Schistosomatidae
Source: the annotation of a GenBank genome assembly